Messenger RNA from Symbiodinium natans, 501 nucleotides. NCBI's taxonomy places the organism in Eukaryota, Dinophyceae, Suessiales, Symbiodiniaceae. The record is from the annotation of a GenBank genome assembly.
AUGUAUCAGAACGCCACGACGCUCUAUCACGCGACCAGCAGGGUGGCAGCUGAGAGCAUCGACCGAGAGAGGCGGAUGCAUCCUGGUACACGUGGCUUUGCUGGUGGUGCCAUCUACUUCUCGAGGGAUCCUUGGGCAGCCUGCCGAAAAUGCCAGCAUGGGCGGGGUCAUGCCGAGGUCAUCAUUGAGUGCGCCGUGAGCCUGGGAACAUGCAAGGUUGCCACGAAGAACAGCGUUACGAUGCGCAACGCCGUCCGUCAAGGCUUUGACUCCGUGAUGGUUGCCAGCCUCGACGUUUAUGCGGUGUUGGAUUCCAGCAGAGUGCAGAUUCUCCGGUUCCAGCAAGUCGGCGGGGUUGAAUGGUUCUGGAGCAUGGAGGAACUGCGCGACUACUACGAGCCGCGGCCGAAAGACAAGGAUGUGCCACCAUCCAGCAGCUUCGGCUGGAUGGCGCUCCUUGGUGGGUUGUGCGUACUUGCCUUCAUCCUCGUCAAGAGGUAG